Pimephales promelas (fathead minnow) is the source of this 2642-nucleotide messenger RNA. RefSeq lists its product as uncharacterized. Gene Ontology annotation, biological process: cellular response to lipopolysaccharide; cell surface receptor signaling pathway; positive regulation of T cell proliferation. Gene Ontology annotation, cellular component: external side of plasma membrane. The record is from RefSeq and is a predicted model, not a curated record. Lineage: Eukaryota; Metazoa; Chordata; Actinopteri; Cypriniformes; Leuciscidae.
CGGAGGUGCCUUCAUUCCUUGCCUUAAACGUCAUUUGUCAGUCGUCGUUAGGCUGGUUGGGUUUUUGGGUGCAGCCUAUACAUCUGUGAGUGCGACAACAUUUCUGUAAUUACAUUUCUUUUUCUCGGAUUGAUCCGUUUCAGUGUUAUACGUGCUGAAGUUUUGCUUACUUUUGCUCUGACGCCACCCGGGACCAUUUAACAGUGGCAACUGAAAGUGAAAGCAAGGAAACAAAUCGCUGCUUUUCACCAACAGCUGGUCCGUUAGCAGCGAUAUUUGCAUUCAUGUCCAGGAUCGUAACUUUGCACAUUUGAAGAUGCACCUACAGGUCUGUGUUUUGGUGUCAGUACUGUUGACUGCUGAUGGGUUCAUUGUGCGUGGUCCCUCUGCUCCUCUGGUUGCUCCUCUGGGAACUUCAGUGGUUUUGCCCUGUUAUGUUGAUAAACCUUUACCAAUGAAAGAUCUGGAGGUGGAGUGGAGAAGAGCAGACUCAGAGACUCAUCUGUAUCCCGGUGAGAGUCGACCAGAGGUCCAGCAGCAGGAUUAUCAGGAUAGAGCUCACUUCUUUACUGAUCAGAUUCAACAUGGAAACUUCUCCCUCCGUCUGGACAAUCUGAGAGCUGAGGAUGAGGGAAAUUACACAUGUAAAGUUAACAGUCAGCAGGAUUCUGGAGAGACUGUGGUUCAAAUAAAAAUUUAUAAUGUUGAGCGUCUGCUGGUAUCAGGAUCGAGUCGCUCGAUAUCUGCAUCUGUGGGUGAGGACGUCACUCUGAAUUGGUCUGUCGACUCUCACGUCAAACCUGAACACAUUGAAGAGGUGUCAUGGAGGAAAACAGAUGAAGAUGAAGAUAUUCCGGUUCUGCUCUACCAAAACAAUAAGGCUUUUCCAGCUUCAUCAUAUGAGCAACACAGACACAGAGGUUUCUCUGUUUCACACAUAAUAAUUUUGAUUCUAUGUAUUUCUGCAUCUGGAUCUGCACUUCUGCUGUGCUGUCUGAUCUACUUCAGAUCACAAAAUACAGACUCUGCAACCAAACAUGUCAGGACUCUUGGGUUUCUUCAUGUGUUUCUUCCAAAUGUUAUGAUGUUUGUGGCCUUUCUCCUCUGGGGUCUUACUGAAGGAUUUCUGUAUGAGACGAUCUUUUGCUGUGUUCUUUAUAUCCUGAGGCCUCUGAUGGUGAUAUUUGUUGCACCAUAUUUAAAGAAGAUACCAGAACUCUGUCUUCUCUCGGAAUUUAUCAUUUUAAUGCUGGUCUAUUUUUCAGUUCUUUUCAGUCAUGCUUGGAGAAAUAUCAUAUAUUAUGAAUGGCCUGAAAAAAUUAGAAUAUCCAUGUUUGUAGUCGUGAUUCUGCUCUGUGUCAUCUUCAUAAUUUGCUUAUUUACGGAAAACAUGGAGAUGCCGUGUUGUGGAGAGAUAUGGAAACGGAUAUGGAGAAAAGUAUCUUAUAUAGUUUAUUACAGCUUUUUCAUUCUGCCUACAUUGCAAUUCAUCCUCCUGUUCACUGCUUUUGGAAACGCCCCUGGAGGUUUUAUUGUCAGCAUGAUUUUCCCACUGUUCUUUUUUCUGUCAUUUUCCUGUUUGAGGGGCAUAAACAAAGGGAAAAUCUGUUCAGUUGUGCUCAAUAUAACCUUGUGGUUGAUCGUCAUGUUCAUCAUGACUGCAGUAACGGUGUAUUAUUACAGCACAUCACUGAAACGUGAAAAAGAUGCUGCAGGAUGGACGUGUACGGCUGUAUUUCUGCAACUGCUGUGGAUGAUUGCAAUGUACAUUCGGAGAAAUGAUCUGGAUCUGACUUUCACCUUUCACACCAAAAAGACAUUGUAUGUGUUUGGAUCAGUUGGUGUCGUUUUACUGAACUCUGUUACACUGAUGACUGAACUGAUACUGAAAACGGUCAAUGGUAAGCGUGCAUUUGGAGAUCUGAGAGUCGUCCUCUUCUCCUCUGAAAGCAUAUUUGCUUUUUCUCUGCUGAUUUUGUCCAUGUUUGGACCUUUGAUUUCUGACACCAAAUGUUGGCAGUGUCAGAAAGCAGCGACAACUGAUGACAUUCCAGUCACCGAAUUGAACCAGAGCCAGGAUUCUCAGAAUGCAGAAGCGUCUGAUGAAGCUUCAGCCAGUGGAUCAAACCAGAACCAGAACUCAUCAGCAGAAUCACAUGAAAUGAAUCCUCUACUGAAUCUAGAUCAGGAAGCUGGAAAAACAGAUAAAACCAGCGAGCCGUGCGAGACAAUUUACCAGAUGGAGGAAAAUCAGCCGGAUUCAGUGGAAUCAGAAACAUCAACAAUAAGAGAAGAAGACUCUAUAAAACAAAUAGUUCCGGUCCUUGAUUUCUGAUUGGUUGAGCCACGUUUGUAUUAAAUUACUCAACACACACACACACCUGUGACCGCAUUAUAUCAGUAUUACUGCACAACUGCCGUUUGUGAUGAUAUGUUGCUGCAUGUGUUGCCUUUGCUUGGCGGAGGAAUAUAUGUGUUACAACGUUAUAUUUUUUUGUUGCUGGUGUUUAUUUUAUGAAUGACAAAAUAUAAAAAAUGUAUAUUUUUAUUGAGUAACCGUUUUAUAAAAGCAAUAAGUUGUGCCUGUAACAACUCCCCUUAGCUGUCCUAAAUUAAAGGGAUACUCCAUCCAGAAAUGAAAA